AUGUCAUCAUCAUCAUCAUUCACAGACAAAGUCUAUACCAUAACCGGCCUCUCAGGCAUUGGCCUCGCCGUGGCACGUCAACUCCACGCCCAAGGAGCUCGUCUCUCUCUUGCGGAUAUAUCCGAAUCCGCGCUGCAGCACGCACGGGCCCAGCUCCCCAACGCCACCGAUGAGAACGUUCUCACCAGAGUCGUUGAUGUUGGAUCCUGCUCGUCUGUGGAAGACUGGAUCGAUGCCACGGUUCGUCAUUUUGGCCGGCUCGACGGCGCGGCAAACAUGGCGGGCAUGAUUGGGAGUAAGCAUGGCACGGGCUCGUUGUUGGAGCAGGAUGAUGCAGAGUGGGAUAUGUUGUUGAGGGUGAAUUUGUCCGGGGUGAUGUAUUGCAUGCGGGCGCAGAUAAGGGCUAUUCAGGGGACGAGUAAGACGGGGAGUAUUGUUAAUGCGGCGAGUAUUCAGGGUCUUAGGGGCUUUGCGUUGCAUGCUGCGUAUUCGGCGACUAAGCAUGGGGUGGUUGGGUUGACGAGGAGUGUGGCUAAGGAGGUGGGGCCGGAAAUUAGGGUUAAUUCUGUUGCGCCUGGGUCGAUUCAGACGCCGUUGUUGGACAGGGCCACGGCCAUUCAAGGAGGGUUCACACCCACGCCGACGGUGAUGCCGCGCGUGGGAACGCCUGACGAAGUCGCCCAUUCGGUGCUGUUCUUGCUCAGUGAUGCCUCGUCGUAUACCACGGGCACGGCCCUGAAUGUGGAUGGUGGAUGGGACCCGUAA
This is a messenger RNA of Aspergillus welwitschiae, 765 nucleotides long. RefSeq names its product SDR family NAD(P)-dependent oxidoreductase. Gene Ontology annotation, molecular function: oxidoreductase activity. The record is from RefSeq and is a predicted model, not a curated record. The transcript has 2 exons. The coding region runs from base 1 to 765 and encodes 254 amino acids. NCBI's taxonomy places the organism in Eukaryota, Fungi, Ascomycota, Eurotiomycetes, Eurotiales, Aspergillaceae.